AUGGAAGACGAUAAACAACAGAAGGGAGGUGAAACAACCGAGUUGCCUGAUGAGACUCACGACUUUCCUGAGGGUGGUGCUCGAGCUUGGGCGGUAGCGGCUGGAACUGGUGGUAUCCUGUUCUGCACUCUGGGAUAUACCAACUCGUUCGGCGUUUUUCAAGCCUACUACAUGUCCAACCAGCUCCAAUACGAGUCUACGGAUCGAAUAGCGUGGAUAGGAUCAUUGCAAGGCUUCCUCAUAUUCGCGGCUGGCUCAAUCGGUGGGCCGUUAUUCGACCGAUAUGGCGCAAAGGUCAUUCGACCAGCUGCUGUGCUGUAUCUGUUUGCAGUGAUGAUGACGAGCAUUUGUAAGGAAUACUGGCAAUUCAUGCUCGCCCAAGGUGUUCUGACGGGCAUCGGCGAUGGCUUGCUCAUGUUCCCAGCCAUGUCGGCGUUACCGCAGUACUUCAACAAGCGGCGAGGAGCCGCAAUGGGUCUAGCAAUAGCAGGGUCUUCUUUUGGUGGCGUGGUCUUCCCCAUAAUCUUGGGCAAGAUGCUCAACUCGUCCAAUCUGAGCUUUGGGUGGUCGGUCCGUAUCUGCGGAUUCAUUAUGCUACCGAUCUUAGCUGUCAGUGCCACCGCUAUCAAAGCGAGACUCCCGCCUCGAACUACCAACUUUUUCUUGCCGUCAGCAUUCAAGAUGCCGCUGUACAAUAUGCUGAUCGCCGCGAGCUUCUGCCUGUUCAUCGGAAUGUUUACGCCAUUAUUCUUUCUACCGAGCUAUGCCAUCGAGCAAGGCAUGAGUGCUACACUUGCUUCCUAUCUCGUAUCGAUCCUCAACGCGGCCUCCAUCCCCGGGCGGAUUUUGCCGGGGAUACUAGCAGACAAGAUCGGAAGACUGAACAUUCUCCUCGCAGCAGGCGUCAGUACAGCCAUCAUUGUCUUCUGCUGGGCCAAGCUGGGAGGUACAGCCGGGAUCAUCAUCUACGCUCUGGCCUUUGGCUUUUGCUCAGGUGCAAUCAUCUCCGGCAGCACUGUCGCCAUCACGAUGUGUCCCAAGGACCCCAAGGACACUGGCACGUACAUGGGCCAAGGCAUUGCGCUUGCGGCAUUGGCGACACUCGUUGGGCCGCCGGUCACGGGCGCGCUCGUGGACAAGUACGGCGGUUUUCUCGAGGCUGUUAUGUUCUCCGGGGCGUUCUGCAUGUUUGGUGCGUUCUUAAUGAUUAUUUGUAAGCACUUCACGGAAAAGGGGGUACUAGGACGGGUGUGA
Molecule: messenger RNA, 1254 nt
Organism: Phaeoacremonium minimum UCRPA7
Lineage: Eukaryota; Fungi; Ascomycota; Sordariomycetes; Togniniales; Togniniaceae
Product: putative monocarboxylate permease-like protein
Exons: 2
Coding region: 1-1254 (417 amino acids)
Biological process (GO): transmembrane transport
Cellular component (GO): fungal-type vacuole membrane
Molecular function (GO): transmembrane transporter activity
Source: RefSeq, a predicted model, not a curated record